UAUGAUUCUCGCUUAGGGAAAUAACCCAAGCAUAUAUGCGAGAGGUCCCGCGUUCGAUCCGCGGCUCGGGCCUUUACUUUUUCUUUUUCUUCCUUAUAUUGCCCUCUAUUAUACAUAUACACAUAUCUCUUUUCUUGACUGCCAACUGCCCAUCGCUUUGGUCUUUUUCUUAUCUUAUCAGGCAAGCCCGUGAUGAUGCAAUUUCCCUGCCCAUAUGCGGAGUCUGCUUCCUUAGUACCAAAAUACUAUGUCCGAGUAUAGUUCGUAGUACUCGUUACGAACACGAAGUCAAACUUUCCUUUUACUCUAAUACUUACUUACCCACAUAAUUGCACACAAGCUGAUCGAUUGUGUUAACAAGCUCUACACCCCCUUAGCCAUAUUCUAUCGAAAAUUUAUGUCCAUUGAAGUGCCCGGAGAAAAAUCCGACGAACGUGCCGAUGAACCCCAUAUCAGGGACUUAAGCUCGGAAUCUCCGCCCGACACCUCCAUCCAUAUA
Messenger RNA from Aspergillus alliaceus, 499 nucleotides. RefSeq lists its product as uncharacterized. The transcript has a single exon. Lineage: Eukaryota; Fungi; Ascomycota; Eurotiomycetes; Eurotiales; Aspergillaceae. Bases 36 to 329 code for a protein of 97 amino acids. The record is from RefSeq and is a predicted model, not a curated record.